Messenger RNA from Hydatigera taeniaeformis, 777 nucleotides. The record is from the annotation of a GenBank genome assembly. NCBI's taxonomy places the organism in Eukaryota, Metazoa, Platyhelminthes, Cestoda, Cyclophyllidea, Taeniidae.
AUGCUUCCGAUGGAGGUAGUUCUGCUGAAAAAGGUUGCACAUAUCGAUGGAAUUUCCAGACUUUUGGAGGUUUACGACCUUCAUGGAACUUGGAAUAUAGUGAUGGCUGGUAACACACCUGCUGUUCAAGAUCUCUUCGAUUAUAUUUGCAAGCGCGGCUAUUUGAGCGAAUGCGAAUCGGCCUUCAUAAUGUACCAACUUGUUGGCAUAUUGCUCAAAUGCCACCAAGCUGGAGUUCUGCACCGCGACUUGAAGGAUGAGAACCUACUUAUUGACUCGGAUAAUCAUGAAAUUCAACUCAUUGACUUCGGCUCUGGCGCCUUCUUACAUGAUGGGAUUUACCGUGAUUUCGAUGGUACACGUGUUUACUCUCCACCGGAGUGGAUAAAAAGUAACGGAUAUCGCGGCAAAUCCGCCGAAAUUUGGACGGUUGGAAUUCUACUCUUUGACAUGAUUAAUGGAGACAUUCCCUUUAUGAGUGACAAUGAAAUUCUCUCUGGUACAGUCCAAUUUCGUCGAACUCUGGUUAGCCACGAGGCUAUGGACCUAAUACAUUGUUGUUGCCGCCAGGAUCCACGCGAGCGUCCUACGCUAAUGGAGAUUCUUCUUCAUCCCUGGAUGCGACUAUUUCGCAACACAAUCGCCAGACUCGAGUGUGAGCCUUCUCAGUACGCUCUGGAUGAGUCGGCAAAAUAUAUGCCAUCGCCACUGGCUCCCUCCAUUACGGUUCGCUCAGGACUCUGCGAUCUUGCGAACCUGUGCAUCGCGCAAGGUGAU